GGAAGGGUUGUAAUGAUGUCCGAGCCAAAUAAUCCUUUUUCUGAUGUGUUGGGAGUGUCGGAGGCGAAAUCUGCAAGCAAUGGAGAAUUUAACGUAAGCUCAGAGUUAGGAAUGAGUUCUAAAAAGUCUCAGGAUGAGCUACAAACACAAAUGAUGAACAAUGUUAUUGAAAAUAUUUUCCACUUUACAAUUAACGCCAAGGCUCUUGAAGGCGUCCCUGCUUCGGAGAAGCAACUUGUAUAUUUGGAGGAGCUUGCUGAUGUUAUGAAGCCUCGAGUCCAUAUUGACUUGGAAGCACUUGAACAGGCUUUAUUUGAACGGUUGCUAUUACCUGAAAUAGAAGCAAGUGUUAUACCUAAAAACACACGGGUGUUCAAAGAGUAUGUUAUCCAAAAGCAAGUGUUUCCAUAUUUGUUUAGUUCUAUACAGAAUCUGUCAAGUUAUGAACAUUUAGCAGACUUGAAGCCUGCUGUACGGAAAAUGAAGGAGUUGAUAUUCAGGAAUGCAGUCACUGCAUUGAAACAGCCCGCAUUGUUUGAAGGCCAAGACUUUUCUCAACAGAUUCAUGAAUUGCUCCGGCAUGUUGACCCUCAGAGCAACACAUUUUUCAUUGAUGUUGUAAAAGCAUUUGUGGCAGAUGGCGAAGAAGGAGUCCAGGACCAGUUACAAGAGGCCAUGAUUCCUGUAUUAAGGAGAAUUCACAUGGAUGUCAAUAAAUCUACAUUAAUCAAUCUCCCAAUUUAUGUGCUACCAUCAAUACAACUCUUUGCCAAUAAUCCAAAUUUAUCAUUGAUCUUGAUGGGAAUGUGUGAACCAAAGAUAGAAAAUAACGGCAGGCUUUACCAGGAUUCAGUUAUAGGAGCAUUACUAAGUCUCUCCGUAUUACCCAGGACUGCUACCUCACUGCAUGAGUUCUUUGACAAUCCUAUGGAUCAGGCAGCAACAUCCAUGAUAGAAACGUCAGUAUGGAAUGCAUCAUCACACCUCACAAACAAUUUGCACAAAAUUUUCCUAUCGCUAUUGAAGGGAAGCACUACAAUGAGGAACAGACUGUUAACAUGGAUUGGAAAGUGUUUGAAGACUAAUGUUGCUAGAGGGAAGCUGUGGAAUGUUCAGGCUGGUGAAAUCAGUGCAGCAACACUAUCAUGUGUGUCUGAUGGAUUCAUGCUGAACCUAGGAGCUGUGUUAUUACAUCUCUGCCAGCCAUUUUGUACAACACCAAAUGACCCCAAAUCUCUUAAAAUUGAUCCCACCUAUGGAGCCGUAUUACCAGAAGAAUGUGCAGCAAAAUCUGUCCACUUGGACUGUCUACACAAUGAAACAUGUCUGCUGCCGUUAUGCGAAGACGAAAACGGCCAAACCAUGAAACGUCCCACCGCAGAUACUUAUAAUUUUGUUACAGAGUGUUUCUUUAUGACUCAAAAGUGCAUUGAUCUUGGAGUUCGUGUUUGUGCUGAGAAACUAUGGCGAUGCGGCCAGGAUCUCGGUCGGGCGCAACGUGCUCUUAGCGAUAUGGCUGCAGCAGCAACACAUCAGCUAGUGGAACCUAUGAGACAGCGAACUCAACAUCUUAUGACUAAAUUCGUGAGCCUUCGCUGUGCCCUCCUGGAGAAUGAGAUGCUGACUAACCUGAAUCGCUUGCAAGCAAUGACUUGCACGUGGCUGGUACAAAACGCUGUACGUCCCGAUCCGGAAACUCCGCAGGCAUGUUAUGCGCCUAUGGUCAUGGUACCCGUUGAGAUGCCUAUUACUACCCCACCUCCACACACAUUAAGAUGUAUCCCAGAGUUCGUCCUCGAGAACAUAGUGGUGCUUAUAACGAUGGCGCGGCGCACAGUGGGUGCGAUCACCGAGGAAGCCGACAUCGCCGGCCUCUUGCCACCCGCGCUCACGCUUGUGAUCACAUUCAUGGGCGAUUCUGGCAGGACGUACAACCCACAUUUGAGGGCCCGUCUAGCAGAAUGCUUGGAAGCAAUGCUGCCAAACCAUCCCGACGAUCAAAUGCCGUUGAGCAGUCUCGCCUCUUUCUAUAGAGAGCAACUGUUCAAAGAACAUCCCCAUCGGUUACAUCUAGUGCCUUGUCUGCUGGACGUGUUCGUGGGUAUAGAGAUGACGGGACAGAGCGUGCAGUUCGAGCAGAAAUUCAACUACCGCCGGCCCAUGUACCUCGUUAUGGACUUCCUUUGGGGCAUGGAGGAACAUCGCAACGCUUUCACGCGUCUAGCGAAAGAAGCUGAAUCGAAUAUGGAAGCGGUGCACCCUCCCAUAUUUCUGCGGUUUGUAAAUUUGUUAAUGAACGACGCCAUCUUCUUGCUGGACGAGGCGCUGGGCAACAUGGCUCAGAUACGCACCAUGCAGACUGCGCAGGAAUCGGGUGCCUGGGCAAGUCUUCCAACUCAAGAGCGCGAGCAGAACCUAGCAAACUUAUCACACAUCGGCAUGUUGGCUCGGUUCGACAAUAUUUUAGGCAGAGACACUAUCCGUACUUUAGUACGACUGACUGCACAUGCCCCUUAUGUCUUUUGCCAUCCUACACUGGUGGACCGCAUCGCGUCCAUGCUCAAUUAUUUCUUACUGCAUCUCGUUGGACCUAAUAAGAAGAAUUUUAAGGUAAAAGACAUGAAAGAUUUUGAAUUCGACCCAGCGAGCACGGUUCUGGACAUCUGCCGCAUGUACGUCGAAUUGGGUGAUAACGAGCGGUUCUGUGCCGCCGUCUCCGACGACGGACGCUCCUACUCGCCGCAGCUUUUCACUCUCGCCGAAGCUGUACUGGUCCGCAUUGGCGGUGGCGGUCUCAUCGGGUCUCUCCAAGAAGUGGCAUCCCGCGUAGCGCGCAUCGCAGCUCAGCGACAGGCAGACGAAGUGAUCCUGGCAAACGCUCCCGAGGAGUUCCUCGACCCUAUAAUGAGCACUCUAAUGAUGGACCCCGUCAUCUUACCUAGUUCCAGGACUACUGUCGAUCGCCAUACUAUUGCUAGGCAUCUCCUAAGUGACCAGUCAGAUCCGUUCAACCGCUCGCCCCUCUCCAUGGAUCAAGUGAAAUCGAACACGGAACUUAAGGAGCGUAUCCACGCGUGGAUUGCCGAACAACGCCAGAAAAUUGCUCAAACCACUGCCGAGUAGAGUCGCUGUCUCUGUUUGUAAAAAGUCCUAACAUUUUUAUAUGGCAAUAGCCCCAGGAGGGCUAGUACGAUAGGGCACAACUAGCGCGAGAGUGACAUAAAGCGCAAGAUACUGCUAUUCUCGCAUAAAAUUCUCGCGCUUUAUGUCGCCAUCGUCUACCAAUACUUUGCCACUUUGCAUAAUCAAAUCUGUAAUAAUCAUUAAGAAUUUAAACCAAAAAAUGUUUUGUGUGAAUAAUCCUGUAGUGCAGCGUUUCCAAGAUACUGCAUAAAUAUUGCGUCCGUAUCAGGUAAAUCACAGGUUUGACUAUUGGCAUUUUGUCAAGUGAAGUGAAGUGGAUAUUUUUUUCAUUGUGGAUGGUAGUUAUUCCCUUUGUACAUCCCUACUAUAAAAUAUGGUGUCCGAUAUUUGCUUAAAAGGCAAAUCGUUAUCGCUACAGGACUUUUCUUAAAAUCAAUAGGUAACGGAUCUAUUUUAAAAUAUACAGCUCAAAACUUCUGUUACGUAGAUGUUAUAUGUGUAUAAUGCGAUACUUGGUAUUUCGUUCUUAUCUUUGCUUUAAAUCGCGGUGCGAUGCAAUUAAUUUUCCGUCUACUGUUCAUCUUGAAU
Messenger RNA from Hyposmocoma kahamanoa, 3732 nucleotides. RefSeq names its product ubiquitin conjugation factor E4 A (gene Ube4A). Gene Ontology annotation, biological process: protein polyubiquitination. The coding region runs from base 13 to 3123 and encodes 1036 amino acids. The transcript is spliced from 16 exons. The record is from RefSeq and is a predicted model, not a curated record. Gene Ontology annotation, molecular function: ubiquitin-ubiquitin ligase activity. Gene Ontology annotation, cellular component: nucleus; ubiquitin ligase complex; cytoplasm. Lineage: Eukaryota; Metazoa; Arthropoda; Insecta; Lepidoptera; Cosmopterigidae.